Messenger RNA from Phaedon cochleariae (mustard beetle), 1678 nucleotides. NCBI's taxonomy places the organism in Eukaryota, Metazoa, Arthropoda, Insecta, Coleoptera, Chrysomelidae. The record is from the annotation of a GenBank genome assembly.
UAAGACUUCAAUAAUGAAAAGUAUUGAAAAGCAGCAUCCUUUUUUUGCCCCUCGAUGAAUAUAAGAGCAGAUCUUUGGAGCUACCGACCACAACCCAACAAGCCAGUGUCUCGAACCAUGCAGUACUCCGUGGUGCUCAGCAUCAUCGUUCUGAUAUCGGGAGGCUGCGCUUCUGAGCUUCAGGGGUUCCAGAUCGUGGCAAAAGUUUUCAGACAGUUCCUCAAGUCCCAACCGGAAGACUUGUUGCUAGGGGAUGGAGUGCACAUAGUCAGUACUAGCGGUGCUAGCGGAGAGAAUGGUGCCAGGGCUAACGCAGAUGAUGGUAGUGUGCUCGGGGUGCUGGAGCACUAUCUGGAUAACCACGAGCUGAGGAUCAGGCUGCCGGAGUUGAUGCCUGGAGAAGGGUUUGGAAGGGCUUUCAAGGAUGCCAUGAACGAGGUUGAAGGACAAAAAGAUACGAGUUCAGCCAGAGGCAAAGGCGGUGGCGGCGGCGGAAAAGGCGGCGGCGGCGGCAUGGGUGGCGUCAUGGUAAUGGGUCUGAUGAUGGGCAAAAUGCUCGCUGCCCUCGGCAUUGGCGGCGUGGGUCUUCUCGCCAUGAAAGCUCUGAUGGUGUCAGCUCUGGCACUCAUGCUGUCAGUCAUCAUAGGACUCAAGAAGCUGGUGCACUCCGACCACGAUGACGGGGGACACACGGUGAUCCACGCGGGUCACGGGGGUCACGGGGGUCACGAGUACAGGAAGAAGAGGGAAUUGGCCAGCGGAAUGGCUUACAAGGGUUGGAACGAGUAUGAGACUAGUUAAGAAGAGGGUAGGGUUUGUAGGCACAACCAUAUCUUUCAAUAUUUAUUGAUACAAUAGUCAGAAUAUCGUUAUGAUCACAAUUUGAUAUGAUCUCGGUGUGCCUAAAUCAACCAGAUAAUUGUUACGGUAACAUACAUUUCUCACCGUGUGUGAAGGAAUUGUGAUCGUUGUGAGAUGCUUAUAACUCUGCGUGGUUCGUUACUCUAUUUAUCUAUAUGUACUGAAACAAGUAUUAGUCUACUUCAGAAGGAAUCAACAUCGAUGAGAUGUGCUGCGUUCGCUUCUGAAUUUUUAUGUCAAUACUCUUCAAUUUUGCUUGUAGAUAGAGACAUAUCAGUUCCCAGUAUACACAUACAUUCCUGGAAAGUCCAAGUCUUCAAAAUAUCAGCUAUUUCAAUUCCAUUGGUAGCCUCUUCCCAAGUCCCUGGUAUUUUGAUGUCACAAUGCCUCAAUGGAGUCAAAUACUCUCAAAUUCAACUCUCAGAUGAAGGCGCUACAGUUCCCAGUACACGGUGUAUUCACUUCUACAUUUUCUUCAAGUCAGAAUGUCUGAAUGGACUUAAAAACUCCUGAAUGUUGCUUGUAGGUGGAGGCACAUCAGUUCCCAGUUGCAACAAAAUACGUGAACUCAAACACUCCUAUCCUAUUCGAUCGACUAGCUGAUAGCAUAGUUAUCAACAUCUCACAACAGUAAGUAAUAUUACUAUUUGCAUCAUAUUUUUGAGUUAUUGAUUUCUCAGUCUUUGUUGGUUCUCGUAGUGCAUUUGAAUUUUGCAAUUCAUCAACUGAAUUUGUGGUUGAAAGUCCUUUUCAACACAUAUUAUAAUUUUCAAUUGACUUGGACUUGGAGCACCACACUGUAAUACAUGCAUAUCAC